AUGUUUUCAGCUGCCAUCAAAGGAAAUUCCACAUCAUCACGCUGUCUUCCUAACCAAAACACCUCUGAGAGUCUGGGAGCUACAGAGCUGGCUACAAACCUGUUGAGUGGAGAGGAUCCGGCCGGUGCAGAGGCUUCCCAGGUGUGUGGACCGCUGCAGGGCAGAGGGACCAUGAACAGACACCUGGUGAGGAGAGACCAGUUAAAGAGGUUGUCCCUUGACAGCAGGAUACCGGAAUACAUGGACGCCAACAAAUGCAUCGAUGAGCUUCUCAAACAGCUUGAGGAGGAGCGUCGAAAUGUCCGAAGGGAAAAGCUGGCCGUGGCUCGCCUGCAGAGGGAAGUCGCACGGAGCAAAAGCGAAGGAACAAUGCGAGAAAAGCUGAUCCACGAGCUAGAGGAAGAGCGACGCCUGCGACUGGAGAGCGAGAAGCGUCUCCGGGAAGUGACGGAGGAGUCAGAGCUGGAUCGAGCGCAGGUGGUCUCACUGCAGCAGCAAUUCUCCAGGAUGGAAGAGACGGUGCGGUCGCUGCUGCAGAAUCAGGGAGUCCUGGAGCAGACUGCUGUGGACACAGUGGACAUCAUGAAGGCCUAUAAGGAUAAACUCUCAGAGGAAGUGCAGAAACAGCACGACGGGCCCGAAGAGAGCGGCUCCCUGCCGGCGACUCAAACGGAGCCAGACCCUGGGCCGCCUGGGCCGGCGAAUGCUGAUCCUGAUGCCAGCCAAGCAGAAGAGGACAAAGACAAAACCAAGCUCCUUCUGGAGCGUCUCAAGGCCCUGGAGGACAAGAACUCUGCCUUGGCCUCGGAGAAUGAGAACCAGAGGGAGCAGUAUGAACGCUGUCUAGAUGAGGUUGCCAAUCAAGUUGUGCAGGCUCUUCUCACCCAGAAGGAUCUGAGAGAGGAAUGUCUGAAGCUGCGUACACGAGUCUUUGACCUCGAGCAGCAGAAUCGAGCUCUGAGUAUUUUGUUCCAGCAGAGGAUCAAGCCUGCCUCAGACUUGCUUCUCCAGAAACUCCACUCUCGAAUCAUGGAUCUGUCUGCGGCAGAUCUGCUUCUGGAGCCAGAGAGAAGCAAGGCCUUCUUACUUUCCAGGAAUACAGAUUCUCCUUCCAAUGAGGUUCAGUUGAAUGGAAAGUCAGGUCUCCCUGUGACCAAAUGUCUGAGCCAGCUGAGUCUGACAGUGCCAGCGCCUGUAUACCCACGCAGCAGCUGUAGCAGUAGUGAGUUGUCCCUGUCAAGUGCAUGCAGUGAAUUCUCCAGCGGCUCAUACACCUGGAAUGAUGGACGCUCCUGUGGGAAAAUGUCAUCUUUGACCUGGGAGAAGAGGCUGAGUUUGGGUUCUUCAGCCCCUAGUAACAUCUGUGCCCCCCUGGAGGAGCAGCUGCCCACAAGGCGCAAGGAGAGCCACAUACUAGAGGGUCUGAGAAAGCUACAAAGGAGGAAACACAGGUCGUUGUCAGCAUCCAAGGUCUCCAAGUCAGGCUCCAAAGACUGCAUGAACUCAAAUGAGGGCAUCUACUCCCUGGGUAUCAAGAGCAGCAGCAAAGGGGUGUCCAAGCCUACACAAGUGGGUAGAACUUUAGCUGUUGGGGGCAAGAAGUUCUCGUAUGAUUCUGAUGACGCAGAUGAUGAACUUGCACAUUCAAGCCGUGCAGAUAACAUCCCCACCAAGGACAACUGGUUUUACUGCAAGAGGCUUUCCCACAGUAUCUCAGACAGUUUAUGUAGCUGGGAGGGGAUACAGUACAGUGGAGUUGGAGGUGGAGGAGACAGUAGCUCAGGCCCAGUGACUACAAAACAGCCCACUGGUUAUGACUCAAAAGAGCGUCCUGAGAAACUCAUGAGCUUCAUUAACAGUUUUCUCCCUGAGGGAGGGCGGCCAUCAGCUUUUACUAAACUACCCACGCGGCGUUUCAUCCCUUCUGAUGCAGAGGGUCCCAAUCACCUCUCUGACGUGGAUGAUCCAGAGGAACUCAACUCUGAGUCCAGUGACAUCCGAAUGUCCUUCAGCAAGCCAGCAGAGCAAGCAGAGAGGGGCCCAAAGAGGCUGUACAGGGAUGCGGCUAAACUGCUUGCACACCAGUGCUCACGAAGGGACCAGGGACGCACCCAGUCUGCAGAUGGCAGGCCAAGGCCUUUCAGUCUAAUUAAGGAGCCUAAAGGUGCCAAAUGUACUCAGUCUGAGGAGAGCAUCUUGGCAAUAUUUGACGCAGAGGGAGAGCCUAUUGAACUUUGUGCUCAGAAACUUGCAUCGGGUGCUGGGGCUCGGAAAGAUAUUCCAAGUAGCAAGGUAGUGGCUGAUUACGCAGAGCUAGUACACCAAGAGAGACCAACAAGGCAAAAAUCAGCAAAUGUAAGAAACUAUACUGUUCUUGAAUCUCCGGAGAAGCCAUCUGAAUAUCAGAUCAAGACUAGCAAAACAAGCAAUAGCAGGGAGAGUAGUGCAGAAAGGUUGUCAAUGCAGUUAACCCCACAAAGGAAACUAAUCAAACCACUGAGCAGCCGAGCUAAUAAAGGCCAUUCCAUCCCUCCCAUGAAUGACUCUGCUGGUCCCAAGUCCAGUGGCUCAAAGAUACCCAGUCAAAAUAAAUCUUCGGGAUCCCCACUGAGACUGUCUAAGGGCACCACCACUGAACCAAGUAACAGUGGAAACUCAGGACCCUCUGGUCAGGAGAAAUCCCCCUCCUCCCCUACAGUUAAAUUGUCCAGGUUCAUCAAGAGCUCACAAAGCCCAAAGGCAGUAAACUCCAAGCUCCCCAGCAGACCAGAGUGGAGUAAGGGCUCUUCCUCCAGUUCCCCACGCCUCUCAAGGAGGCACCUGGAGUAUGCUGACAGUGGCGAGCAGCCAACCAGAGACAAACACUGUGAAACCAUGAAAAAUAAACUCAGGUCCCCUUCUCCUCCUCCUCCCCCGGGCCGCACCACCUCCUUACUGGUCAGACCAAAUUACGAAGGGUCGCCUCAGGCACAUAAAAUAGGGGUGGCUCAACCAUCCACACCAAGCACUGUGAGGGGCCCUCCCCCAAGUUACCACACCUCACUUGUACCAAAUAUGCAAGCUACGCUACCCAUCAAGGAUAAAGACUGUUUAGACCUGGAUGCAGGCUACGGGACUGCACUUGCACCUCAGAAACUGGUUGACAAAACCAGUCAGCACCUUCAAAAGUCCCCCGUCAUGACUCAGACACCUACUAAAGGCACUUCAAAGCGGAUGACCAUGAAAGACUACCUCCCUUCUGCAAACUCAGGGUGUGCUCCAGAACCUGAAAAUGCACCUAAAAGCUCAAAGAAUGUCCCUCCUCCCUACAGUGCCCUCAGAGGGUCCUCACUUCAGAACUCAUUUGCAAAUAAGAGAGGAUCUACCCAUGAAAAUGUCCCUCAGUCGGUGCAGAAGACCUCUGUUGGUUUACCUAUAUCGCUUCAGGACACCCCUCAAGGUAAAACAGAGCCACAAAAUGGCAAAGCUGUAGUCAGCCCACCCAGUUCAGUUAUGCUUUCACCUAACUCAGUGGAAAAAGCCUCAAAGACUCGUAUCCCAAUGGGGUUUAAAGCAUUUUUAAAAUCUCCCCCCAGCCAUAAAAAUAGUUCAUCUAUACCAGGCAAGCAAGAGAAAGAUCAUAUCAACUUAGUUUCCAAGGAGACUGUGACUUCCAAUGCUUCUACCCAGUGUGACAGCUUGCAGCCCGUGUACAGUAUUGAUUCACCACCCAAUAUGUCCAUUACAGAGGGGAAAGGUGAAGUUCAGUGUAGGUUACUGGAAGAGGAAGUAUGCACUGCUGUUUUACCAGAGGAUGGGGACGAUUCUGAUAAAGGGAAAAGGAGUAGUCAACUUUUCUCUAGAUCCAUAUCUGUUACUACCAAACCUCAUCUAAAGCCGGCCUUGGGAAUGAAUGGGGCCAAAGCCCGUAGCCAGAGUUUCAGCACCAACUACAUGGAGAAGCCCAACAUCAAUGCUCUGGAUGGACCGGGAAAAAUCAGAACUCAGAUCAUCACUAACUCAGGCGAAAGGGGGAACUCUCUGUCAAGACAGAGUUCCUUGGAAGUUCCCAGUGUUGGGUUAGCAGAGAGCCCUGUUCACUCCCCGAGGACGAGGCUUAGCCACUAUGGAGGCAUGACAGGGUCAAAUAGUCACAACAUACUCCCUGAAAGAACUUCUAAAUCAAACUCCAAGGGUGAGGGGUCACAGGGCACAGUGAAAGGGGAUGCAGUCACCUCACCCUCUCAAAAAGAGGUGCGCAGCUUGCCGAUCAGUGACAGGAUUGGUUUGAGGAACAUCCGUAAGCCAGCAAAAGUUGCCUCCCAUCCACAGUUUCAACCUCCAUCCUCUUGUGAAUAUAGUUUAGAUAACCCAGUGACUGCAGGCAUAGCAACAACCCCUAAUGAGUCAGACUUUAGCAGAGAAGUCAAAACCCAGACCGACUCGUCAACUAAACCCCCAGAUAUGGAGGAGAAAAAAAUCAGUCCAACAGUCUGCACUAUUGAAGAGAAAGUCAUGAUGGGAAUUGAAGAAAAUCUGCAGAAAUGUCAAGAGCAGGAGAAGGUCGCUGCUGGUGAGUCCAAACAGAAGACAGGCCCCUCACUGGCAAACUGGUUUGGCUUCCGUAAAAGCAAACUUCCAGCUCUCACUGGUAAGAAAGCAGAAUCCCCCAAGGGAAAAGAGGAGAGGAAAGAGUUAAAGAUUGGAUCAGUGCUUGGAGGCAAACAGAUGAAGUCUGACAAGAAGAAGGAUAAAAAGAAAAAUGAUAUCCAGCAGAAAGACAGUCAGGAGGCGCAGAAUCUGUCUGAGGUGAACAACAAGCUGAGCUCCAUCAUGGACCAUUGCAACAAUCAGAUGGGUCAGCUAACCAGUCAGAUCCAGUGUACAACAGCCUUUAUCGGCAAAGACCAGUUUGUGAAAGAGCUUCUUGGCAGGACCGCUGUGAAGGGCAACUUUGUGGCUGCAUCACCACCUGGGAUCUCUACACCCAAGAAACACAGCGAAAUGAAGGGAGAUAUGGAGAUUUGUCCAGAUACGGCUACCCUUCUAAUGACUCAGAAGAUCAACCUGAGGGCUGAAAAUGAAGAGGGACGCAUCCCAGACUCUGCUUGUCAAGACCACAUGCUAGGCUCCGGCUGCCAGAUGAGAACCCUGGAUAGCGGGAUCGGCACCUUCCCUCUCCCUGAUUCCGUCAACCGAGCCAGCGGUCGCCACAUCCCUAAAUCUGAAUCCAGCCCGGAUGCGGUGACCGCCGGCUCUGCGGAGCUCGAUCGGGAACCUCCCUCUUCUCACCCAGACCCCUCACAAUCCGGUGUGAAAGUGCCUUCCCUCCCAAAAACCUGCCCGCAUGCUCUCAAAAGCAUUGGUCACUCCCUUUCCGACCCCACUGUGACCUGCAGCAGCAACACCCAAGACGCCCUGAGUCGCCUGCCCAAAUUAGCAACUUCAGAUGCAAUCAGGACAAAGAGGUUGAGUCUUUGUGCCCCACAUAGCAACAUCUCAGCUUCCACAGAGGACAAAGAGGAAGAAAUAGAGAGGAAGAUGACAUCUAAGGACCAUGAUAUGGCGGGUGAAAGAGCCCUGAGAGUGUGCACGUACUCGGGAAGUAGCAGCGACACCGAGACUGAACCCGAGGGACCCGGAAGCAAUUUGGGCUCGCCACAAAGGACCCUGAUCUACAGAACCAAAAAGAAUGAAGCAGUGGACCAGAAUGAGGAGACCCUGAAGAGAAGCAGCGUGGAGAAAUCCUUGUCCAUCAUGGAUUACUACCAGCAUGAUAUGUUCUCGCAUAUGGAGAAGGACAGCAAGAGGAUUUCCCAGUACAACUUGUUGCACAAAGAGUCAUCCCUCGAUGGCAAAGCGGGAGACCGACUUAGUAAGGAGAUCCCCCAUGAGAAGACGCCCGUCUGUACAAACCAGCCGGGCUCUCUCGACUUCUCCUUGGAGUCCCUGAACAAGCUGAAUCAUAGCAGCUCCAGCAGCGGCAGCCUCUAUCCGGACACAGGAUUAGGAGGCCGCAGGGGUGACUGCCACACCGAUGCGGGGAGGAGCGGGGAGGACUGCUGCAAGGUCGACGAGCCCUCCUCUUCCAGUUUCUCCAGCAAGCCUGGGGGCGACCCUGUGGGCUCCCUCAGCGACUCGCUGUACGACAGUUUCUCCUCCUGUACCAGCCAGGGCUCCAACGAUGUGUAG
Scomber japonicus (chub mackerel) is the source of this 6171-nucleotide messenger RNA. RefSeq names its product nck-associated protein 5-like. The transcript has 20 exons. Gene Ontology annotation, biological process: microtubule bundle formation; microtubule depolymerization. Gene Ontology annotation, cellular component: microtubule plus-end. The coding region runs from base 1 to 6171 and encodes 2056 amino acids. Lineage: Eukaryota; Metazoa; Chordata; Actinopteri; Scombriformes; Scombridae. The record is from RefSeq and is a predicted model, not a curated record.